Messenger RNA from Calliphora vicina (urban bluebottle blowfly), 1693 nucleotides. RefSeq names its product RAS oncogene family member Rab23 (gene Rab23). Gene Ontology annotation, biological process: vesicle-mediated transport. Gene Ontology annotation, molecular function: GTP binding; GTPase activity. The coding region runs from base 82 to 804 and encodes 240 amino acids. The record is from RefSeq and is a predicted model, not a curated record. The transcript has a single exon. Lineage: Eukaryota; Metazoa; Arthropoda; Insecta; Diptera; Calliphoridae.
GCAGGCCACUUCAAACCCUCAAAGAAAAGUGAAAUUUUAUAUUAAAUUUUGCACAAACUACAACACAAUAAUUAAUUACAAAUGUUUAACACCAUGCGAGAAGACGAUAUAGAAUUUGCCAUUAAGGUGGUCAUUGUGGGCAAUGGCGGUGUAGGUAAAUCUUCCAUGAUACAACGAUACUGUAAGGGUAUCUUUACAAAAGAUUACAAAAAAACCAUAGGUGUGGAUUUCCUAGAGCGACAAAUCGAAAUCGAUGGUGAAGAUGUACGCAUUAUGCUGUGGGAUACAGCGGGUCAAGAAGAAUUCGAUGCCAUCACCAAAGCCUACUAUCGUGGUGCUCAAGCCUGCGUCUUAACCUUCUCCACCACAGAUCGAGCCUCUUUCGAAGCCGUGCGUGACUGGAAGCGUAAGGUGGAGAAUGAAUGUCAAGAAAUACCCACAGUCAUAGUUCAAAAUAAAAUUGAUCUUAUCGAUCAGGCGGUAGUGACAGCCGAUGAAGUGGAGUCUCUGGCCCAACAAUUGAAUUGCCGGCUUAUAAGGACCUCGGUAAAGGAGGAUGUAAAUGUGGCAUCGGUAUUUCGUUACUUGGCCACCAAAUGUCAUCAGCUAAGUCAGGCCUCCUAUACGGAACAACAGCAGGGUUCACAUAGCAACGGUUCGCAUAGUCAUGAAAGCCACAAGACCAUUAGUGCAUUUAGUCCCACAUUUACCAAAUCAAAGUCCACGCCGGGCACUAUAAAGCUGCAAAAAAGUACAACGGCACGAAAGCGUAAAAUUAUAUUAAAAAAAUGUGGCAUAGUAUAGAAACAAGCAACAAAUGCUCAAAGUAAUAAAAACAAAAUACUUAUCAUAUCUCAUUAUUAUUGUAUGAAGUAUAUGAAAGCGGCCAAUAAUACUUAAUUAAAACAAAAUUAUUACUCAUCUCAAAAAUUCAUCAUCAAAAACGAAACAAAAACAUCAAAAAAAACCUACUACAUUGAUUAAUACACACUAGUUUUAAAAAAUUAUUGGAGCAUAAUUAACACCUUCAUCAUACGAAUACUUACGCUACUCCUAAUGAUUUUGUAGAAAUUUUGUGUAAUUAAUUAUAACGUAAAACCAAAAUUCAAAGAGAGUAAUGAGAAAGAGUAAAAUUUAAAACAAAAAAAAAACAAAACAAACGGUAUGUGAAAUUUUAGAUAAAACAAAAAAUAAUUUAAUUACUUAUAUUUAUCAUUUUUCUUCUUUUUUUCUUUUCUUUUACACAUAUCUGCAGCUUAAUUAAUACAAGUGCGUCGUAACUCGCAAGCCACAAACCGGCUCCCUUUUCCCUGUUGCCCAUUAACGAAAAAAUUUUAAAUACUCGUAAAGACGGUUUUGUUUGGAGACUGAUACCAUUUAUAAAUGUUACUAAAACUAUUUAAUUCUACUAAAAGCUCUACUUAUACUAUUUACUACUAAUUUCCUUAAAUGUAUAGACAACUUCACUUUAAAUUAAAUUUUUAUUUUGUGCAAUUUCUUAAAUUGUUGUUACUAUAUAAAUGCAACAAACAAUUAAAUAUACAUAUAUCUAAUAUUAUGGUAAAACUAUAAAUUUAUAGUUGCAUAAAAGCAUAUGUAAUCUAAAAAAAUAGAAAAUAAGUUACAUUUUUAUUUAAAAUCGAAAAUAAAUGUAUUACAACAACGAAAAAAUUAUUUAAAAAUUACAAACAAA